Symbiodinium sp. CCMP2592 is the source of this 2904-nucleotide messenger RNA. Lineage: Eukaryota; Dinophyceae; Suessiales; Symbiodiniaceae. The record is from the annotation of a GenBank genome assembly.
AUGUCGGCCAGCAUAGAUGUCGAGAAGAUUUUGCAGAAGGCUCGCGACAGGCAGGCCCGAGUGGACCGGAAGUCAUCCGGCACAUCGAGACAAUGGUCCUACGACAGCUCCAAAGAGGACGCUCAGAACCCGUGGCCCGAUGUCGAGGAGUCGCCGCCUGGAAAGAAAGAGUCGCCCCCUGGAAAGAAAGAGUCCCCCGCCGCUGGAAAGAAAGAGUCCCCCACCGCUGGAAAGAAAGAGUCACCCGCUGGAAAGAAAGAGUCCCCUGCUGGAAAGAAAGAGUCCCCCAAUCGAAAGACAGAGUCAGCCACAGCAGCAGAGGAAAUCAGCCCGAGAGGGAAGCGAUCAUUCCAAAGUGGCAAGGCAGGCAAGCAACCGCUUCGUACAGAUUCCAUGCAGACAGAGGUGGAGACGCCCCCUCCGAAAUUGAAGCGAGCCAACACCGAUGAGCUGACUGGUUCCACAAGCAAGAAAGUGAAGCAUGCUCUGACAAGGCCACAGACAGUUGACAAGAAAACAGCCAUGGAAAGGAAGGUCAGUGCCGAAGCAGCCCAAAAGAAGUUGGAGCAGGAGUUUGACGAUGCGGAGGAAACCCAGAAGGAUGAUCUCAACGAGCCCGCGAAAGCACGGGCUGCCCCGAGCCCGAGCGAUGAUGAGCCAAACGAGGGCAGCACAGCACGGUCGAGCAAUGACCCCAUGCCUGAGCCCAAGCCAGCCAAGUCCCCGAAGAAGCGGACCAAGCCAGAGUCCCCUGCAAAGCCCAAGCCCGUGGCCACAGACAACGACGAGAAGGAAGACGAGGAUCCCAACGAAAAGAAAAAGAAAGCCCACAAGCUGUACAUGAGCCGCUCCACGCCAAGCGAGAUCAAGAGUGCUUUCGAUCAGUCGAAGUACUGCAAGCACAAGAUGUCUUCUUUGUACGAAGACUUCUUGUCGGUGGCCGGCAAAUGGAGGGACAGUGUGGUGUACAAAACGAUCAAGCGCACCAAUCGCACUGGGCGCCGGGGCAUCCGGAGAUGGCUCACACGGCCUCAGCUGGAAAAUCACUUCCAGGAUUCCGCCAUAGUCGAUGCCAUUAUUGUCCGCAAGCAGACAGACGAGUACCUGAAGAAGACCGAAAUCAGAGAGCAUCCUGACUGCCCAGGACCAGUGGGACUGAUUCAAUACCUGGUGCUGAUUGAUGAAGAGCACACCGACGAAGAUCAGGACGAGAUUACCGACAUGUUCCGAGUGGAGGAGCAGGGCUCGUCAUCGGACGACGACGAUGACGACGACGACGAUGACGACGAGGAGGACGAUGGAGACAAGCCGAAGAAGGGUGGCAAGGGUGAGGAGACCAAGGAGGAGCAGGCCGAGAAAGAGAGAGUGAGAAAGAUCAAACAGGAAGCCAACAAGGCCAUCACUGCCCUCAGCAAAGCCAUCCGGGAGACCAACGACAAAAUUGCCGAGCUUUCUGGGAGCAAGAACAUCCAGGCGGCCCUUCGCAAGGACCUCAACGACUGCAUCUCCCAGCUGACUGCCUCGCGAGCAGAGUUGCAGUCUGCUUUGGAUGCCGGUGAGGAGGCCCGCAUCACCUCGAGCACCGAAGCCGCGAAAGAGCUGAUGAAGACGAUGCAGCAGCAAGACGCAGCCUCUGCCGCUCUGCCUGCACCGCUGCUCAAGAUGGGUUCCUUCAGUGGGCGAAACAAUGCUCGAGACUUCAAGCGAUCGAUUCGGCUUCCCGUGGAGCCCAUUUAUGUGGAGACGGUUGUCAAGGCAAAACACGAUUCGGAAGAAGAAGUAACUGUCAAGGUUCCCAUAUUGCCUCGUCAUCGCAUACUUGCAUAUCUGAUUGAUGAUUUGGGUCUGGAGAUCCCCGCAGGUGCUUUGCAAAAGUGCUGGUCUCAUGUCAAACAAUUUUGCCCGUGGGCUGCCAAUGACGAGCUCGAUGGAAGCCACAUCCCCCUAACACUUUACGGUGAUACCGCCAGAUAUGGCACAGGCUAUGAUCAAAGCAAAGUCACAGGUUGCUUUAUGAGUAUUGUGCUGUGGCGACCCAAAUCUACACGGAUGAGCCAGUGGUUGUUAUGGAACCUUGAAAGCGAGCUCAGUCUGGGCUGGAAAAGCCACAACCCCUUGUACUCUGCAAUUGUGCAAUGUCUGAAUGCUGCCUUCGAUGGUUUGACCCCUGAGGGAAACAAGUUGAGCAAGAAGUUUGUCGUUACACAAUUCAAGGGGGACUGGGAAUACCACUAUCAUACCUGGAGGCUCAAUCGGUGGUGGAAGACUAGGAUGUUUCUGGUUGAGAACGGUUACUUCGGAGACCCGAAUCCUGAUGUCAACUCGUUGCACAAGCUUUUGGUAGUUGCCUACCGCGACUUCAAAGCUUUCCAGAAGGAGCGAGGCUUGGUCUGUUCCCAAGGCAAGUUUGUGCCGAACUUUGUAUGGAAGCCUGACAAGCAUGGAGCCCACAUGUCGCACAAGGGCUACAACGGUAGAGUGAUUACGAUGUGGUUGGGCGAUUGUAUGGAAAGGGCGGCACGGCACUGCAUCAGCAACGGCCGUGAGUUUGGGCGAUGGCUACAGGAAAGGAAUGCAACACAGGGGAUCCCAUGGCCUGACGGCGACGAUGAGCGAUUCGCCCCGAUAUGUGCAGCAAUGAUUCUUGAAGCUAUUGGUUUUAACUUUCUGUAUCAUUUUGAGUUCCAACCUGAAGCAGAAAACAACCCAAUCAGCUCCUUUUCUACACCCAGCCGAAACCCAAGAAACCCCGAUAUUCUCAGGCAAUCGCUAUGCCAAUGGUUCAUCUCCGUGGAGAAAAGCCCCAUAUACCUGCCGCUCGGGUGCUGGUUGCCAAACUUUUUUGAAAGGUUUCGGGAUACUAGGUUUCAGUGUUGGGAAAGUCUUCGAUGCACUUUCAUUUGA